Nicotiana tabacum (common tobacco) is the source of this 2932-nucleotide messenger RNA. RefSeq lists its product as uncharacterized. The record is from RefSeq and is a predicted model, not a curated record. Lineage: Eukaryota; Viridiplantae; Streptophyta; Magnoliopsida; Solanales; Solanaceae.
GUAUUCCCUCCAUAUUCUAAUUUUUCCUCUAAAUUCUCUCCCGCAAAAAUGUUAUACCCUCUCGUACCCUCUCAUACCUAGAAAUUAGAUUAAAGAAAACAAUUCAUACGGUCACCAUCACUUUGCUCUCUAAAUUAAAUUUUUGGCCAGCAUCACUUUGCUCUCUAAAUCACCAUCGGCAAUGAAAUUUCUGGCUACCAUCAAAAUUCUUUGGCUCAUGCCGAUAGUUCUAUUGUGAUCACAUUGAUCAGUAACAAAGACGAUCUAGUCGACUUGAGGGCAGUUUCAACUGAAGAUGCAGUCGAAUUUGCAUAGAGGCAAGGGCUAUUUUUUUCUGAGACAUCAGCUCUUAGCGGCCACAAUGUAGAGUCAGCAUUCUUGAAACUAUUGGAAGAAACAUAUAAAGUGGUGUCAAGGAAGACUUUGUUGAUAGGUUCUAGUGCUCAUGGAAAUCACAUCAAAGAAACCAAUAAUGGGUUGCUUAAAGGAUUGAAAAUUGAUGUUAUUUCUGGUUCUGAUUUUGAGGUUUUGAGAUUGUUGGUGAAAUUGAUCUUCUCGUUCACUUUUUUAUCUUCAUCGUUAAAGUAUUCUGCUUAGCAGCGAAUCAACUUUAAGGGGCGAUGAUAUGAGAGGAAUGAUACAUGAUGUCUUUGGAGGCUUUACACAAUUCAUGGAGACUAUGUUAGUGAAAGAGGUCAGAUGGAACCAAACCUACAAGAAAAUACUGCUCAUCCAUCUGGAAAUCAACCUCAUUCAGAGGUGGAUAAGUUUGAACGGCUCAUGAAGGGGGCUAAUGAAGAACUAUAUCCUGGAUGCAAGAAAUUUUGAAAACUGUCCUUUUUGCUGCAUAUCUAUCGUACAAAAUGCAUGUUCAAAUGGUCAAAUGAAUCUUUUAAUGCUUUCCUUGGACUAUUGAAGGAUGUGUUGCCUGAAGGGGAAAUAUUGCCUCCUUCUUUCUAUGAGACCAAAAAGAUAGUUGAAAGCUUGGGCUUAAAAUAUAAAAAGAUUCAUGCUUGUCCGAACGAUUGCAUGCUUUUUAGGAAAGAGUUUGCUAAUAAGGAUGUCAAUGAGUGCAAUUGUGGGGCUUCUAGAUGGAAAAAUAAUGUUAAAAAAAUUCCAGCCAAGGUUGUAAGGUAUUUUCCUUUAAAGCCAAGGCUGCAAAGAUUGUUUAUGUCUUCAGAAACAUCUAAAGCAAUGUGAUGGCAUCAUGAAGAGCGAAACAAAGAUGGAGUUCUAAGACAUCUUGCAGAUUCUGAAGCUUGGAAGAGUUUUGAUAGUAAAUAUCCCAAAUUUGCUAGAGAUCCUUGCAAUAUCCGCCUAGGAUUAGGUUCUUAUGGGUUUAAUUCAUUUGGUGCAAUGCGAACUAUUCAUAGUACAUGGCCAGUUAUUUUAAUGCCAUAUAAUCUUCCACCAUGGAUAUGCAUGAAGCAAGAGUUCUUCAUUCUGUCCUUACUUAUUCCUGGACCGAAAGCGUCUGGCAGUAAUAUUGAUGUCUUUUUGCAACCUUUAAUAGAAGAGUUAAAUGAAUUAUGUGAUGUCGGGGUAGAAACAUAUGAUGCCUCUGCUAAGAAGAUAUUUCAAAUGUGAGAAGCUCUCACGAGAACUAUAAAUGAUUUUCCAGCAUAUGGUACUCUCUCUGGAUGGUGCACUUAUGAUCUGUUUGCAUGCCCUUCUUGCAACAUAAACACUCAAUCUAGAAGGCUCAGACAUGGCAAAAAGUUUUGUUACAUGGGGCAUCGACGCUUCUUGAAGUUGAGACAUAAAUAUCGGAAUGAUGCAAAAUCAUUUGAUGGGACUAAGGAAACAAGACUUGCACCUUGUCUAGUAUCUGGGUCACUAGUGCUGAAUCAAAUUAAAGAUAUAAAGUUUAUUGUCGGCCAGUCUAGUGAAGGGGUAAGUGGGGUGAUGAAAAAUACAUGGAAAAAGAGGAGCAUUUUUUUCAAUCUUCCUUAUUGGGAGUCUAACUUGGUGCGCCAUAAUCUUGAUGUGAUGCACAUAGAAAAAAAUGUAUGUGAUAACUUAAUUUAUACAUUAUUAGGUCUUGGUAAAAAAUCUAAAGACAACUUAGAAGCUCGACUAGACUUGAAGGAUAUGAAAAUAAGACCAAGCUUAUGGCCUCAAUAUCCAGCUAGUGGGAGAGCAUAUCUUCCUGCUACUUUCUUCAUAAUGUCUCUGAAGGAAAAAGAGUUAUUUUUUGAAGUACUACAAAAUGCCAAGUUUCCACAUGGCUAUGCAUCUAAUAUCUCACGUUGCAUUCGCAAACGAAAUAUAUCUGGGCUAAAAACUCAUGAUUGCCAUGUUAUAAUGCAAGAACUUCUUUCUCUUGCCUUGCGGAGAUCAAUAGAUAAAAGAGUCAAUUCAGUUAUAAUUAAGCUAUGCACAUUCUUUCGUGCUCUGUGUAGCAAAGAGCUAAAACUAGAUGAGUUAAAGUUACUUGAAGAAAAAAUUUCAGAAAUAUUGUCUACUAUGGAGAAACUCUUUCUCCCAGGAUUCUUUACUAUUAUGGUACACUUGGUUAUUCACUUGGCAGCUGAGGCUGAACAUGCGGGGCCAGUACAUUAUCGUUGGAUGUACCCAAUUGAGAGGUACUUGGCUACGUUAAAAUCAUAUGUUCAUAAUUGUGCAUGCCCAGAAGGUUCAAUAGCAGAGGCAUAUAUAGCAAAUGAAUGCUUGACAUUUUGCUCACGAUAUCUGGAGGGUGGAGAUUCAAGAUUUUAUUGCUCAAGAAAAUGCGAUGACGACAUUGAGCAUGCUACUAGUAAAGAGAAAUGUCUUUUUCCUACUGUUGGGGAGUCAUAUGGUGGAGUAGAUGUAUUUGAGUUGGAUGAGAAAAUAUGGUUGCAAGCACAUCGACAUGUGCUUUUCAAUUGCGAUUCAGAGGUGGUUGAGAAUUAUAAAAAUUAAGUGUUAUAUCUACUAUUGAAUAUAUGUA